Agrilus planipennis (emerald ash borer) is the source of this 682-nucleotide messenger RNA. RefSeq names its product BRCA1-associated protein. The annotation marks the transcript as partial. Gene Ontology annotation, biological process: protein ubiquitination; Ras protein signal transduction. NCBI's taxonomy places the organism in Eukaryota, Metazoa, Arthropoda, Insecta, Coleoptera, Buprestidae. The transcript is spliced from 3 exons. The record is from RefSeq and is a predicted model, not a curated record. Gene Ontology annotation, cellular component: cytoplasm. Gene Ontology annotation, molecular function: ubiquitin protein ligase activity; nucleic acid binding.
AAAUUAUUUUUCACAAUGACAAUAGACCACUUGUCUACAAAAACUGAUGGUAUGGUUUAUGAUUUUUUAGAAAACAAUGAAGCAGAAGAAAUUGAAGAAAAUGCAGCAGCUAAGAACAAUUCAACAGUUAAAAGAAAGAAAAAAGAGAUUAGUGUCGAGACAUUUCCCAGUAGGUUAGAGAAGCCCCAGGAAGACUGGGGUCUUUUGCCAGUCUAUUCCAGAGAAGCAACUCCACUACAAGAAAAGGAACAUACUCCAGAAGAUCCCAAUGAAAUUGGCUUUUUUAGUGGAAAUCCUUUUGUUGAAGUCACCAAAGGAAUUCUACACCUUUAUAAAGAAGAUGUUUUAAGUAGUUCUGAAGAAGCUUUAACGCUUUGUUUGUUGGGUGUUCCUACUUCAAUGACUUGCCAUGAUCUUUUGGCCUUCACUGCCCCCUGUCACGCAGAAAUCGCGCAUAUAAGAGUCCUCCGCGACUCCACACCAAAUCAGUACAUGGCAUUAUUAACUUUUCGUAAUCAUGAUGCAGCCAAUGAGUUCUACGAAACUUUUAAUGGCGCGCCGUUUAACAGCUUGGAACCGGAUAGUAUCUGUAGGGCUGUUUGGGUGUCAAGGGUGGAAUGGGCUCACGACGACCUGCCUCCUCCUGGGCACACUGAGUUACCCACUUGUCCUGUUUGUUUAG